GCAGUCAGGUCGAUGGCGCUGGGCUUUUCAUUAGGUGGCUUCUCCGUCAGCGCAAUGCCUGUCAAGCCUUCGAAAAACCUGCAGCCGACGACCCCCAGCCUAAAUCGACGCGCCACUGCGAUUUUGAUCACCCAAAGUGACUUAGUCGCUGCUCGAUUCAUCAGAGUGGCCAACUCUGAGGAAUCUGUCGCCUUCUCACAAUUGGACUGGCUCAUUCUUGCGAGGAACAAUUCGGCAGCGAAACUCACUGGAAGCAGUUUAGGGCUGCAGGCGGACAGCGAAGCCACGGUGGCCGCAGUGGCUGCGAACGGAGCUGUGGAGCUGCUCACCUGGAACGGUGCGCGCUUUGAAAUGAGCGAAAAAGCGCACGACUCGGCCUCGCUCAACACCUUCUCCUCGAAUCUCCGCUUCAAAGGGCGACGCAGCCUCGAGGGAUAUCAUUUUUCUGUAGCCGUAUUUCACGACCCGCCGUUUGUGAUCAUAAAGAACGAAGGCAACAAAAGCUCCGCAGAGGGGUGGCUCGUCGACGUCUGGAAUGAUUUGCGCAGUCAACUCCGAUUCACGUCCAAAUUUUACCAGCCGAGUAGACGCAACGCCAAUGCAAACAAAACUAAAGUUUCCGUUCAAGAGCUGUCUUCUGGGAGGGCUGAGGUGAUUCUAACUCCGGCUGUGCCUACUUUGGGAAACUUUCACCUGGCUGAGUUUACCUAUCCUGUUGCCACUUUAAGACUGCGAUUUUUGAUUCACCGUUCAUCGACUGUAUCCGGCAUAGGCCAGUUCGUGCAUCCAUUUUCGCCCUUUCUGUGGUACAGCCUUGUCGGCCUGACCACCUUCUCUGCCCUGCUGAUGGGCACAGCUUACACCCUGGCCAGGAGGAUCGGUCUUGAAACGCAGGAGGCGCCGAUAUUCGAGCUGCGCGAGUCAUUCCUCAUAAUUUUCAGCUCGCUGCUGCAGCAAGGCAAGCACGAGAAAACCGAAGCAAAGCCGCAACCACCAUUGAUGUCGUACUAAUCCAGAAUUUCGUUGCAGGCACAGACAGCUCACCGAGCUCUCUAUCAGGACGAAUCAUUCUGUGGUGCUCGUACACCUUCGGGGUGGUCAUUUACACGGCUUACUCGGCUGCGCUAAUUUCCAAGCUUGCAGUCAGAGAAGUGGAUUUCCCGUUUCACUCGCUAGAUCAAAUGCUUGCCUCUAACUACAGACCGAUCGUCGUGAGAGAUUCGAUCCUCCACUACCUGAUUAAGGAGGGUGAGACGGGCAGUUGGAAAAGUUUGCGAGAGCGGAAGCCAAGUGUAAAAUUGGUUGGCGACGUGAGCGAAGCGAUUGACGAGCUAAUGAGGUCGAACGAGAAACUCGCCCUGCUCGAGGCACACGAAAGAUUCGGCCCUUUGGUGCAACAGUCGCCGCUCGACUGCGAGCUGCUGGUCAUGCCCGGACACGAGUUGCUUCCGGUCACCCUCAUGCUGCAGAAAUCGUCGCCUUUCAAAAAGGCCUUCGACCAAUUACUGUUAAGAAUGCUGGAAACGGGUCGUUUGUCUCGUGCUCGCCAACGCUGGAUGUUUCUCGUGGACGAAGACCCUUGUCCGCUAGACUCGACCCUGCCCUCGUUCGCCCUCAAGCACGUCACUCUUCCCUUUCUCAUAUUCCUCGCCGGCAUUGCGUCCUCCUUUCUAAUUUUCAUAAUUGAGAUCUUGGUGCACUGCGCAAAGAGGAAGUGAAAAGGCACCUCGCCGCAAAAUAUGAAUAAAUACGUAUGUAAAGCUGCCUCCUAGCUGUGUGUGGUGUGCUAUAGUACAACAUUUUUACGCUCAUGCGAGCGACUGCAUUAAAAGCUUUUACGAGUUCAAA
Messenger RNA from Cloeon dipterum, 1848 nucleotides. RefSeq lists its product as uncharacterized. The transcript has 7 exons. NCBI's taxonomy places the organism in Eukaryota, Metazoa, Arthropoda, Insecta, Ephemeroptera, Baetidae. The record is from RefSeq and is a predicted model, not a curated record. The coding region runs from base 13 to 1011 and encodes 332 amino acids.